Molecule: messenger RNA, 1212 nt
Organism: Pelecanus crispus (Dalmatian pelican)
Lineage: Eukaryota; Metazoa; Chordata; Aves; Pelecaniformes; Pelecanidae
Source: RefSeq, a predicted model, not a curated record
GCCAUUGGACGCCCACACAUGCCUGCCUACUGGUCUCUGGGAUUUCAUCUCUCCCGAUGGGGUUAUGGCAGCAUUGACGUUUUAAAGAAAACUGUCGAUCGCAUGCACUACUAUGAUAUCCCAUACGAUGUCCAGUAUCUUGAUAUCGACUACAUGGAACGUCGCCUGGAUUUUACCUAUGAUAAAGUGAAUUUUGCAGGUCUGCCAGAGUACCUCCAACAGCUGAAGAAGGAAGGAAUGCACAAGGUCGUGAUUCUGGACCCUUUCAUAACUAAGGACGAAGAACCGGGCACUUACAGGCCUUAUGAUCUUGGAGAGGAAAUGGGAGUCUGGGUGAACAACUCCGAUGGCGUAACUCCUGCUGUUGGAAAGGCCUGGCCUCCCGGAGACUCGGUGUUCCCUGACUACACCAACCCCAGGACAGUCGAGUGGUGGACCCAGAUGUGUCUGGAGUUCAAGGAAGUCCUUGACUACGAUGGCAUCUGGAUUGAUAUGAAUGAACCAUCCAAUUUCUUAAGAGGCCAGUAUCCUGGAUGUGCUGUUAAUGAUAUCAAUGACCCUCCUUACAUUCCUAGCAUUUCUGAUCGUUCCCUGGCGCAAAAGACGUUGUGUCCCGACUCCAAGACUUACCUUGGAGAGCAUUAUAACACACACUCUCUCUUCGGCUGGUCACAGACAGCACCAACUUUCCAUGUUGUCCAGCAAGCAACCGGAAAGCGAGCGUUUGUCUUGAGUCGGUCUACAUUUGUUGGCAGUGGGAAGCAUGGGGGUCACUGGCUGGGUGACAACUUCUCUCGAUGGAAGGACAUGCACCACUCUAUCAUUGGAAUCCUGGAAUUCAACCUCUUUGGCAUCCCCUACAUCGGUGCUGAUAUCUGUGGGUUUAACUAUAACACUACCUAUGAACUCUGCUUGCGCUGGAUGCAGCUUGGCUCUUUCUAUCCAUUUUCCAGAAACCACAAUGCAGAGGGAAAUAGUGAACAAGACCCAGCAGUGUUCGGAGAAGAGUUUGCCAAGAUAUCUCGUGCUACGCUUCAGAUCAGAUACUCACUGCUGCCAUACUUAUACACCUUGUUCUUCGAGUCUCAUGUUCACGGAAACACGGUGGUGCGGUCACUGAUGCACGAAUUUACCUCCGAUCAGCAGACUCAUGGAAUAGACACUGCCUUCCUUUGGGGACCUGCUUUUAUGAUUGCUCCCGUUCUUCAAGAG